This is a messenger RNA of Schistocerca cancellata (South American locust), 9786 nucleotides long. RefSeq names its product delta and Notch-like epidermal growth factor-related receptor. The annotation marks the transcript as partial. The transcript is spliced from 13 exons. Lineage: Eukaryota; Metazoa; Arthropoda; Insecta; Orthoptera; Acrididae. Gene Ontology annotation, molecular function: calcium ion binding. The record is from RefSeq and is a predicted model, not a curated record.
ACCACCGUCUCCACAGCCACAGCCAGUGCUGAGGUGCUGAGCACGAACCGCGAGGACUUAUCUGGCGGAAGCAGCGGUGCAGCGACGCCAGCAGGCGCCAGUGGCAUCAGCAGCGAAGCUGAUAUUGGCAGCAGUCAACAUGUCUUCAGCAGCAGCCAGGACAGCGGUAGCAGCAGUCAGACUGGCAGUAGUGGCAGUCAGUCAGUCAGCAGCAGCAGUCAGGCAGUCAGCAGCAGCAGUCAGGCAGUUAGUAGCAGCAGUCAGUCAGUCAGUAGCAGCAGUCAGAUCACUAACAGCAGCAGUCAGCCCGCCCUCAGCAGCAGUCAGACCGCUAGCAGCAGUCAGGCGGCUAGCAGCAGUGUUUCUGAGGUUGCAGCAGCACCCACAGCGGCCCCUGAGCCGGCUGCUACCACCACGUCCACCCCUGCAGCUACUCCAGCCACCAGUGGGGCACCCAGCAGCAGCAGCACAACCACAACCAUCACCACCACUACCACCACCAAUGCUGCCACCACACCCACACCGCCACCGCCGCCUAUCACCUUCUCUGGUGGCAAUCCUGCCAUUGGGGAAGAGUCGAGUGGUAGCCCUACAGCGCUAGAAGGGUCCAGUGGCAGCUCUGCGGCCCUGGAAGGGCUCAGCACCACCGAGCCACGCCCCCCUCUGCCGCCUCCCAGACCACCGCACCGCAUCCCGUCGCGUCUCGAGGAGAAGCUGGAGUCACUCUCUUGUGACAUUCCUCCAUUGCCGUCGGAAUCGCGCCUCUGGAGGGGCAACGAGACUCACGAACUCCUGCUGCCCAUCAUUGUGACGCCCGACUGCGAGGGCGAGGAGGUGGAGGAGGGCGGCGACUGCGCGCCCGUCUCCGUCAGCUGGGAGGGCGGCGCCGAGCUGCAGAGCGGCGACGUGCUGCUGGUGCGCAUCGACGAUACCAGGCUGGUGGCCGGCCGACAGGACAGCGCCAGGACCCGGCCGGGGCACCUGCCCGGAGACCGCUACGGCCCGCCGCAGGACGACAGGCGGCGCCAGCCCGAGACGGCCGUGUACCAGGUCACCCGGCCGGGACACGACCACUGUGACGUCACGGAGGGCGUGCUGCUCGACAUCACGCCGCUCAUCGUUGACGGCCGCAAGGUCGUGACGCUGUACGACAAGGACCUCACCGAGGGCAUCAAUCUGCUCAUCGUGGUUUCGGAGCGCUGGGGCGGCCAGUGUGUGCGGCUGAGGGUGCUCGUCAAGUCCGACAACUGCGGCGAGAACCAGGACUGUUCAGCCAAGGGCGUCUGCUUCUCCAACAUCUCCAUGGAGGGCUACGAGUGCCAGUGCUGCCCCGGCUUCGUGGGCCCGCACUGCGAGGAGCGCGACGCCUGCUACCCCAGCCCGUGCCGCAACAACGGCAUCUGUGUCGACCUGUCGCAGGGCCAGGGCGGCAACAGCUUCCAGUGCCUCUGUCCAUACGGCUUCACCGGCAAGACGUGCGAGGCGGAGGCGGACCCGUGCGGCUCUGCGCCGUGCCAGAACGGCGCCACGUGCGUGCGCAACGCGACGCACUUCCGGUGCGUGUGCCCCACGGGCUACGCCGGCGAGGUGUGCCAGCGUCCGCUCAACCAGUGCGAGUCGUCGCCCUGCAAGCACGGGAUCUGCGUGGAGCAGGAGGACGGCUACCGCUGCUUCUGCCGGCCAGGUUUCACGGGCAUGAACUGCGAGUACGAGUACAACGAGUGCGAGUCCUCCCCGUGCAUGCACGGAGGCACCUGCACGGACCAGGUGGGCCGCUUCUCGUGCGCCUGCGGCCGCGGCUACACCGGCAACAGGUGCCAGGUCAAGGUUGACCUGUGUGACCCGAACCCCUGCCACGACCACCACUACUGCGUCGACCGCGGCAACAAUUACACCUGCGAGUGUCCCAAAGGCUUCUCCGGACCCGACUGCCUCAUUCCGUCACGAGCGGCGUGCAGCGUGAACCCGUGUCGUCACGGCGGCACCUGCUGGAGCAGCGUGGACUCCUUCUACUGCGCCUGUCGGCCGGGCUACACGGGGAAGACCUGCCAAGAGGAGUUCGUGCUGGAGGCGAUGCCGAGCGCGAUGCCGCGCGCGACGGGCCGCGACGGCCAGCUGGACCUGCAGAUGCCCAUCUCCAUCCACCUGGACCACCUGCACAACGUCUACAUCGCGGCGGGCACGCUCGCCUGCGCCGUCGUCAUCGUCGUGCUCACGGUAGCGGCGUGCCACUGCCGAGUGCACGAGACGUACAAGCGGUGCUUCCUGAACGCGUCGCCACUGCUGCCCUGCAAGCUCUCCAGGCUGGACGACCCAAAGUCCCCCAGGACGCCUUUCCUUGGCCGCAGGGGCAGCCGGGCCUCCAUGCUGGAGCACGACCGUGAGAGGGAGCGCGACCGCGACCGAGAGCGGGAGAGGGGGAAGGCGGGGCCCGCGGGGGGCGGCGGCCGCUUCCCCGCGCUCGACACCGCCGAGAUGUACUACACGCUCGACUUCAGCGACAGCCAGAGCUCGCCGCUCAUCCAGUAGAGUAUUGGGCCAAAGGCGUUCUGGCUCAGCUGGGCCCCACGCGCGCUCGCACACAGGAUGCCAGCCUCAGCAGCAGCCGUAUGUUUACGUUUGCAUAGUGCUACUCGCAGCAGCGCAUGUGUUCCUGAGGAAUCGACAUACACACACACACAGGACGGAGAACAAAAUACUAACAUUCUGUUGCUUUUACUGGUAAUCUCAAACUGCCUCCUGUAACGUCAACACGCUCUCAGAUUUCACAGUACCGAAACAAUAGUUUCUAUUUUUUUCAGAUGCCAAUCAGCACUUGCUACACUUUGUCAUGAAUAUUGAGUAGCAUUAACCCACUUGGACUAUGCGUUGCACAGUCAACAGUACUCUUUGUGAGACAAUACUCUCGCUAUUGGUUUGUCACCAAUCAGCUUAUCUCUCUAGAAUAUUAAAAACUGUAACAGAGUAUCUGCAGCAGUUAUAAAAUAAAACAUAACACAAGGACUAAGGUUUCUCGUCCAUCAUUAAAAUAGUCCACUUAUGCCCCUGUCAGUCCCAUUUCACACGUCAAUAUACUAAGAAAGUAAGGUCAGAAGGAACGAAAAACAAACUGAAUUUGUCCUUUACCAAUAUUACAGGAGACUCUCAUAACAGAUAACAAAAAUUUUUAAAUCUCACAGAAUUAGAGUAGUGUGGCCAGCUAAUAAUUUUGUGAGCUCUAAUAUGACUUUGAUGUCAAUAUAAAAAUGAGCUAAUUUUGGAAGUUAGGACUGUGUACAAGGGUAGCUCAGUAGAUAAUGCUCUCUUUUUUUAAUUUUUUUGCAUGAAAGGAGAUGCUAUUACAUGCAAUAAGACAUACAAAAAUUUAGAUUAAUUUGCCACAUUUUAGUGUAAUCAUGUUUGUCAACCAUUUCUUUCUACCUUGUAAGAAGUGCAUGUAUAUCACUGCAGUUAAAAUCAUGGUCUUCCAUCAAAAACUUGAACUUAAAGCUUGCUUGUAUUUAUAAUUUUCGACAGGAACUCUUUCCCCUCCACAUUGAAGCAAUAUAAAAGAUUGGAUGGAGAUGUUUUCUUUGCUUCUUCAUUCUGGUUUGUCAACAUUUUCAGUACCCAGCUUGCACAAAUCUUUCAGGAGCUCAGUUUUUUUCAUAAUGGCAAUCACACUCCCUUUAUCAAUGGAUAUCUGGUGAUAAGAUUCAUCUGUUAUGAUCCAGCAGCCACACAGACACAUUUGAUGUAGUUGAUGCACUUGGUGUUGUGUGACAUCAUUCCAGUCACUGACAAGCCACUAAGCAUCAGACAACUGUGUUUGAGCUUCAGGUUCUCUACAGCAGUGAACCGACCAUCUAAGAGUGCAAACACCCACCACAUCAUCUCUGUACAUCUUCUUCAGUGUUUCAGGAAUGUGAGUGGACAUCUCAGUUCCUGCAGUAAGGAAUUUAGUCGCAGACUGCAGUCUUACACAUACCUUAGCAUCUGGUCCUUUCUAAACUUAUGUAUUGAUGCCACCUUUUGUUGUAGGAGUGUGUUACUGGAGUGGGCUGUAGAAGGUGAUUUUGGAAAGUGAACUAAAUUCACGAUUACUAUAUUGUCUACUUCGUGAAGAAGGGAAAAAAGGCGUCAUUGCUACGUGACUGGCACUCAUAAAAUAAAGUGCUGAUCCUCUCAUGUGACAUAUGGUGAAUAAAUGUGGAGAACAGAUCAGAUACUAGGAACACAAAGAUGCUUUUAGGCUAAGGAAUUCUGACAAGUCAUAGGUAGUUCACCAUGUAAAACAAAUAAAGUCAACCCUUAAAGGAGAACAUGAUUUAGAAUUAUUACACUUGGAAAAGAAUAUAAGACUCUCUGGAAGAGUUAGAAAUAGAUAUUCAAGAAAACAGUUUCGACAAUCAAAUUCACAUGAAGCACAUAAUGAUAGUUUUAAAAGUUUCUGGAUGUAUUUCAAUGCAAAUGCAUAGUAAACUAUUGAGUACUUACUUGAUGCAACAGGGAGAAUUUGUGUGAACCUGGACAUCAGUAUACAAUCAGUAUCUUUGAAAAUAGCGAAGAAAAUGUACCAAGGGAAUGAUGUCACGGUUCAGAAAGCAAUUGCACAUGCAUGGUAGUACCUUCAGCAAGCAACAGGUAAUGACUAUAUUAGGAGAAGCAUCAAGAGGAUACCCUUGGUGCUCACUACUAAUAAAGAUGGCCAGGUGCACAGAUAAUGUGUGUUACAAGGACAGAAGUGGACAAUUUUAAUUAUGACGAGCACCUAUGCCUUAUGGUCAUUUCAUUUCAUAGUCAAAGUAUUAAAUUUUAUUUUAUGGAUGCAAGAAAUGUGUCGUAUGAGUUUCUAGCGUUUCUAGUAUUGUAGAACUAAGAAUUAUCAACCUGACGAUAUAUUUAUUGUCUCUCACAACAUGUUGCUCCUUGUGUAAGACACAAUUAAGGUAUCUCAAUGCUACUCAUCAUCCCUGGAACUGAAACAACUUUAGAAAAAUGAUGUUAUGUAUUGUGCCAAACUUUUUACUGUACGUUUACUGUGAGAAAUAUAUUAGUAACUGAGAUAUUCAAGCAGCAAAAUGCUUUACAAGAAACAUCAGCGAUUAAAAAGUCACAAGAUAUAGUAUUCACACAAAAGUCUGAACCUCAAUGUCACGUAAAUGUUUUCGUAUUCAACUACACUCUGUAAUUUAUCUUGUGAAUCCUUUUGUGGAAAAUUAUAUUCUGCCAUAAAGAGAAAAGUACAAGAGAUGUAAAACGUGAAGAACCAAAUACAUUUGUGUAGUUUUGUCAACCCAUUACAAAAAGUGUCUACUGUCCAUUUCAAUGAAAUUCUUCUGACAAUGCGAUCCCUUCAUGAUAUAACAAAAACUGUAGGAGUUUCUGCUACAUGACACUCAUCCUGAUGAUUGGUGCCUGUAAUUGUAGACGAAACGUUGGCAGUUUCGUUUUUGUAUCAUGACACCAAGUAACAUGCAGGAAAAUUUUAUUGAAAUAGACACCACAGUCGAAGCCUACACUCAUACAACUAUUAUUAAAAUUGUUUCCAUUUAAUUGAGCGCUUGAAACUGUAAUGUUAAUGAAUGAAAUCAACACUGUCUGAUGUAUAAUUUGCUCACUAGAUAGCACCAAUCACAUCUACACAAGUUCCAUUUUUUUCAUAAUAUAUAGAUAAUGAAUGCCAAAUAAAAGGUUCAUUCUUUGCCACAAAUUGGGAAAAAUUGGGAAUUGACUUCAAAAAAUCGAAUGGAAACCAGUAAUGUCAUCUGGAAAAUGGCAGUUUAGAAAAUAUGAAAUAUAUUUGGAGCUAAGACCUGUAAGUUCUGCUAAAGCUGAGAUCAAGAGAGCAUUGUGAUCUUCAUUUCAAUGUAGAUGUCCGAUAUUCACACUGUGUCAUUGCACUUGCCCUUCAUAUAUAAAGUAUUUGUGGAACUUUUUUCCGAACUGCUUCAAUGCGAUUAUUUCAGAGCGUUGUAUUAAUAUUGCAUCUUUUUGCACUGGUUGUGAAUACUGUCUAAAAGAAUUUAUCAUAGCAUACAAAAGAGUUAGAUUCAUGUUAAUAUCUCGACGUAGGACAUAGAUACAGAUGAAGAAGAUUAAGAAGAAAUGUUGGAUGGAAAUGCGAUUUUGAUUCUGUAGCAACUAUGAAAACUUGAGACUGUUAACGUUACACGAGGCACAAUUUCUAUGCCUUGACAAAUAUCAAAUUAUGUAAAAACGAAUACAAGACAAACAUUCAUACCUUGGUGAAUUUUUCUAAAAAGUCCCUAGCAAAAAGCAGUUGCUUGUAGAGACUGCACUGUGGCAACAUCAUUUGCCUUUUCCACAGUCAUGUUUCUGUAAAGUGCAGCAGGGAGAGGUAUCCUUGAGAAUAAAACUUUAUUUCGUAGCACCCGGUACAACUUCACAGCAAGAAAAGUUUUUGGUAGCUGUAUAGAAGAGUAAUGAAUGCAAUGCAAUUACUGCUCCAAUUAGAACACUAUUUCCUGUCGGAUAUUAACAUCUAGAAUACAGUCUGUUAAUGCGAUACCUCUCGGAUGGAAACUGAAUCAGUGUUUUGAGACAUGAAAGUAGAAAUUAAUGGGCUUCUUGCAGGCAGGGAAUUAUCAGAAAGAAAAAUACGAAACAUGUUAGUGUCAAUUUAAUGUGACGGGUUUCUCACUAUUCAGUUAUAAUGUUGGCAAUCACGAUAGAUUUUUAGUGUGAGUAAAUAUUUGCUAUGUGUUUAUUCUGAUUAACUAAAUUCAUUAGAUAACAUCAAUAUUCUUCGUUAUCUACAAACAGAUAUCCGACACACAGACAUUACUGCGAUAUAGUAGUCUUUAUGAAUUGUAAAUAAAUUUUACAUGCUUCCUUAAUGUGCCACAUCAGAGACUCAUAAAUAUAGGAGCAUCAUAGCAACAGUUCACCUUACUUACUUAUUUUGCUGUCACAACAUUAGAAGGUGGUACAUACAGUUCAAAUCAAACAAAAUUCUUAAGACAUAUAAUUCUGCAAGGAUAUUUUGCAAGGCUAAUUAGAGUAAAUGAGAACUGGCACUUUGUAUUUGCACGUAGCUCAGAAACUAAAUUGUUUACUUCAGUAUUUGCUUUAUAACAAAUAUUCGUGAAUUUUUAAUGUACACCAUCAAAAUAUGCUCACAUUGAGCUCCAAUACAAUUAAUUGAUUUCUUGCUUGGAUAAAAAAAAAUGUUUGCAGUUUUCGUGGCCACUUGUCGACGUAUUGCCUGUUAGCUUCUGUCUUGGGUUCUUUGGCCAGUGUUUCGUUCAAAUGGCUCUAAGCACUAUGGGACUUAACAUCUGAGGUCGUCAGUCCCCAUUAGUGUUUGUUUGACGAUUUUUCUGACGUUUCACUAGUGGGAGCGUCUGGGGUGGUCAAGCUUCACCCCUCCCCCUCUCACUGUUGAUGUCGAACUGGAUUCUAGCCCAUGACCGGCAGUUAUUAUGUACCUAUGGUGCCAACGUGUGAGGGUUUUUCCCUGAUCAUUACAUUUGCUCAUCUACUUUGUAUGCGGUACAUUCCUGACAUUGAAAAUGGGACACUUUUGCCCUCAACCGAUCUGAGACACUCUUUGGUUGUUAACUGGUAAGUGGAAACCUCUGGAGAACAGUAGAGCACUUAAAAAGAAGCAACAAAUUUCAGAUAUACACAAGAUCAAUUUUUUUAAUUUUCUUAGUUACAUUUUUCGCUGUUACGUGUUUGUGUGCUUUCUGUCUUUUUUCAAAUUUCCAGCCCAAUUAUAAUGAUAUUUUUCUCUUUUCUAGUGUUGUCUUCUGAUUGCUAAAUGAAAUGCUUAAAAUGUCUACCCUUAACUUUGACACAAGUUCUAAACUCCGCAUCAUGGAUUGUCUUAAUCGCUCCUAUAUUCCAGGUGUCUGCUGUAUCUCCUGAAAUACAGAGAAUAACACUAAGGCGAAGGAUAUCAUCAUUUGCAAUAGAACUUGAAUACAACAUUUUCUUUAACUGCUUCAAAAAACAAAAAGUCUGUGGAUUGAGGUCAAGAGAUCCAGGAGGCCUAGACGCUGCUCUACAAUCUAACUAUUAACUUGAGAAACUCUGAUUUAAAAAUUCUUCUUGCCUGCAAUACACACUAAAUGCUAGGACAAUAACUAGUAUGGAACAAGUUCCCACUACUGAUUGUUAUCUUGAUACUAAAGGGAUUUGUUUGUUUACUGGUACCAUGGGAACAAGUAAGAAGGAUUAGAUGUAACACAUCCCAGAACAAACAACAUACGAAACAAAAAAAUAUUUGUAGAAUCGAGGUGAAAAUGUGAUGAAGAAAAGACAGAAACAUAGCAAACAUGUAACAACAGAAUGUAUCUGUGAUUGAGAAACUAAACAAAAUUUACAGUUGAACUUUUUUAUUUCUUUUUAAGUCCUCUAUCAAUUCAUUUGACGUUUUCCAAUUAAUAGUUAAUAUUCUGUAUGUAAUCUCUGACUGAUAGCACUAGCAAAGAAGGCUGUAAGUUUGACAUGCCAGCCACUUGCGUUGGUGAAACGUCAGAAAAAUGGUCAACGAACGUCGUCCAAAAAGCUUGAGACAGAGGCGAACAGGGAAUACAUCAUUUAAAAAAUUAUCAGGGAUAAAAAUGAUGUGUUGCUUAUUCGACACACCACAGCUACAGUUUGUCAAAAAUUAUCGUUCUCAGAAGUUACUAGCUUGAGUAAUGGAUUUGGUGUAUUAUCGUAACGAAUUUUAGUUUCUUCUAUUUAUAUUCCACUACUGAUGUUUUUAUUAAUACAGAAGUAUAUUAUUUCCAUUUUUUUUCACUAUAAUUCGUGAAAGUUCCAUUUAAAUAAUUCUUCCGUCCGAGGUAGUGAACACAUGUGAUUUGACUAUGUGCUCUCAGAUGCAGUUGCUUUCUUAUACGUGCCAGAAGUAAGAGGUAAAUUGCAUAGAGCAUAGAUGCGAAUAUUCGCCCAGUUCAGGAAAGCAUGAGAUUCACACAAACGGCGCCUUCUAUUAGUCUCGAUUGUAGUCCAUGUUUCUUAAGGGUUAGUUUUAUUUGGCAUUUGGCAGUAAUUAAUGUAACUUUGUAGUUGUUAGAUUUGUAGCUUCAACCACUUAGAGAGAAUUGUUGCUGAAAACCUAGUUCUAGAAACAAAUCGUUUUUGAAGUGUUUUUGGAAGAAGUUCAAAUGUUAAAUUAUUUAUAGUGGAAUUGAUUCAGGAGACUUUAUCAACACAAAUUUAGUGCCAAAGAAGUUUUAAUGUUAAUGUAGUUGUGCCAAAAAGAAAACAUAAUCAGUGAUCAGCACCAAAAAAGGUGCAUUAACUUCAAACAAGGGUUAUGGCUGGGGGCAAAGAAUCAUUUCAGCAUGGAGCACGAAUUAAUCACAGUUUUUUAAGGAUAACUGGGAACCUGUUGUAAUUUUUUAAUAAUCUGAAAAUUUAUCAUGAUAUCCUAAUAAAUUCAUGAAAACCAUUUUGUCUUUCUCAGUAUAUGUAAUGUGUAAUUUAUUACCUGUCUUACUUGUUACCAUAUACCAUAUAUUCUUUGAAAUGUCAGUUAAUAAAUACCAAUAUAUUUUGCUGUGUCUUAUGAUAAAACAAUUUAGGCUACUUUGUCUGACACAUAUUCAUGUACAUUUUUAUACCUCAGACUGGAAUUUGAAUGAGAUGCUUGUAAUUAACCCUGGUUUAACUUUCUCACCAACUACAAAGGUAUGUUCACCGCUUAAAAUUAAGCAUAUGUCUGCAGUCCAUCCAUUACACUUGCAAUUAUUUAUGUAAAGAUGAUUUCUCUUAAUGUGAUGGCAAUUAAUGUAAGAUAUAAACUAAUAAUAAUAAAUUGGUAUAAAUUAA